This is a messenger RNA of Spizellomyces punctatus DAOM BR117, 677 nucleotides long. Its product is annotated as 60S ribosome subunit biogenesis protein nip7. Bases 30 to 572 code for a protein of 180 amino acids. Gene Ontology annotation, biological process: ribosome assembly; ribosomal large subunit biogenesis. Gene Ontology annotation, molecular function: RNA binding. NCBI's taxonomy places the organism in Eukaryota, Fungi, Chytridiomycota, Chytridiomycetes, Spizellomycetales, Spizellomycetaceae. The record is from RefSeq and is a predicted model, not a curated record. Gene Ontology annotation, cellular component: nucleolus; nucleus; preribosome, large subunit precursor. The transcript is spliced from 4 exons.
GGGCAUUGCUAUACACAUUAUUCUGCACAAUGAGACCGUUAACUGAAGAGGAGACGAAGAUAUUCUUCGAGAAGCUAGCCAAAUACAUAGGGCGUAACAUUGUUCACCUUAUCGAUAGACCAGAUGAACCCUACUGUUUCCGAUUGCAAAGAGACAGAGUCUUCUAUGUUAGUGAGGCUAUUAUGAAACGGGCAACCUGCGUAGGGCGAGACAACCUUCUAUCACUCGGUGUAUGUUUCGGCAAGUUCACAAAAACGCUAAAAUUUAAGCUUCACAUCACCGCCUUGGAGUACUUGGCGCAGUAUGCGAAGUACAAAAUUUGGGUGAAGCCGUCUGGAGAAAUGCCCUUCUUAUAUGGAAACCAUGUCUUGAAGGCACAUCUCGGACGAAUUACCGAGGACACACCAGAACAUCAAGGAGUGGUGAUUUACUCCAUGGGUGACGUGCCCCUGGGAUUUGGAGUCACCGCUAGGUCAACACAAGAUUGCCGGAAGCUGGAUCCAAGUGCUAUAUGCGUCUUUCAUCAGGCUGAUGUUGGCGAAUACCUUCGUGAUGAAGAACACCUGACUUAGUCUUGUCCGACCCAUAGUGUCUUUUCAUGCUAUGCAUCUAUUUUCUCCGUACAUUCUUUUGCCAAAUAUUAUAAAUUAUUCAUGAGCCUGCACUCAUUCCGCGUA